CAUUGAGGCACGGCGAGAGCUGGUGUGCGGGUUGAUUGAUAAACGCGCAAGCGCUCUGGUUGCGGCCCGGGUUGCUCUUCUACAUUGCAAAAAUAAAUAAAUAAAUCAGCUGUGAAUUUUAAAAAAAACAAAACACCCCACUUUUAUUUUUUGCAAGGUUUUUAAGGACUGUGGCUUCUUCUUCUUUUUUGCUUGGGGCUUAAGAGACAGCUCCCGGGAAACAGGAUUUGCAGCCGGGCCCCGUCGGAGUGGCCGGACGCGCCAGUCUAUCCCUUUCCUUCCCCAGCCAAUCAGAGAGGCGGGCUUCCAGAAGGCUCUCCUGCUGGGAAAGAGAUCCCUCCGGGAGGCGCGAGGGGAGAGGGGGAGAAGGCGCCGCGGAGGACUCCUGCGAAGAUGAGGACGGCGCGCCGAGUCUGCCUGCUGACCCUCCUCCUGGCGCUGGCCCAGCUCGCCCUCCUCGCCCGGGGCCAAGAAGAGGAGCCCGGGGCAGAAUCUCUUGCUGAAGAGGAGUCAGAUGACGAGGACGAUGAUGAAGUUGACGAUUCUGAAGUGAAAGAAGAAAAUGGUGUACUGGUGCUGAACGACGCAAACUUCGAUACAUUUGUUGAAGGCCAAGAUACCGUGCUUUUAGAAUUCUAUGCCCCCUGGUGUGGACAUUGCAAGCAGUUUGCUCCGGAAUACGAGAAGAUUGCCAAAACACUGAAAGAAAAUGAUCCCCCCAUCCCAGUUGCCAAAAUAGAUGCUACGGCGGCCUCCGCUGUGUCGAGUCGUUUUGAUGUUGGCGGUUACCCAACCAUCAAAAUUCUGAAGAAGGGGCAGCCAGUGGAUUACGACGGCUCAAGGACAGAAGCGGAAAUUGUGGCCAAAGUGAAAGAGGUUUCCCAGCCUGGUUGGACCCCUCCACCUGAAGCCACCUUGGUGUUGACGAAAGAUAACUUCGAUGAAACCGUGAACGAGGCUGACAUAAUCUUGGUUGAAUUCUAUGCUCCAUGGUGUGGACACUGUAAACAGCUGGCUCCAGAAUAUGAGAAAGCAGCCAAAGAGCUUAGCAAACGAACUCCCCCUAUUCCCCUGGCAAAGGUUGACGCUACUGCGGAAACCGAUCUCGCCAAGAGAUUUGACGUGUCUGGAUACCCAACACUCAAGAUCUUCCGCAAGGGCAAAGCAUUUGACUACAAUGGCCCAAGAGAAAAGUACGGAAUUGUGGAUUACAUGAUAGAACAGGCUGGGCCCCCUUCAAAGCAGAUCCAGGCUGUCAAACAAGUGCAAGAGUUUAUAAAGGAUGGCGAUGAUGUCAUCAUCAUCGGGGUAUUCAGAGGAGAUCAGGACCCAGCCUACCAACUGUAUCAAGACGCCGCUAACAAUUUAAGGGAAGAUUACAAAUUCCAUCACACCUUCAGCAAUGAAAUCUCAAACUUCUUGAAAGUGGAUCCCGGGAAACUGGUGGUGAUGCAACCUGAAAAAUUUCAGUCAAAAUAUGAGCCCAAAAUGCGUGUCUUGGCUAUUGAAGAGUCCACCGAAGCUGCUGCAGUUGAAGAGCAUGUGGUGAAGAACGCGUUGCCUCUAGUUGGUCAUCGCAAGACUUCCAAUGACGCGAAGAGAUACCGAAAGAAACCUCUUGUGGUUGUAUAUUAUAUGGUAGACUUCAGUUUUGACUAUCGUGUGGCAACUCAGUACUGGCGAAACAAAGUUCUGGAGGUGGCGAAGGACUUCCCAGAAUAUGCGUUUGCCAUUGCUGAUGAAGAAGACUAUUCUACUGAGAUAAAGGAUUUGGGGCUAAUUGACAGUGGAGAAGAUGUCAAUGCGGCCAUCUUUGAUGAAGGGGGCAAGAAAUACGCCAUGGAACCAGAAGAGUUUGACUCAGAUGUGCUACGAGAAUUUGUCUUGGCAUUCAAAAAAGGUAAACUGAAACCCAUUGUGAAAUCCCAGCCGAUACCCAAAAACAACAAGGGCCCUGUGAAGAUUGUCGUUGGUAAAACCUUUGAUUCUGUAGUAUUGGAUCCUAGCUCGGACGUCCUCAUAGAACUCUAUGCCCCCUGGUGUGGGCACUGCAAGAAACUUGAGCCUGUCUAUCUAGAGCUGGGUAAAAAGUACAAGAAUCAGAAGAACCUGGUGAUUGCCAAGAUGGACGCUACCGCCAACGACAUCACCAACGACAGCUACAAAGCGGAAGGAUUCCCCACCAUCUAUUUUGCUCCCAGCAACAAGAAGAACAACCCUAUUAAGUUUGAAGGUGGGGAGAGAGAUCUGGAGCACUUGAGCAGAUUUGUAGAAGAACAUGCCACCAAACUGAGCAGAACGAAAGAAGAACUUUGAAUGGAGCAAAGACCAUCCAACGGGGAGGGGCGGGGAGUUGAUGCAAAGUUAAAGAGGUUCAGAGGAACAGCUCAGCGUUCAGAACGCUUGGAGUUUGGGGGAUGACAAAACGAUGCAGUAUGAAACUUUAUUACACAAGAAAUGCGGACUCUGAACUUUUCCGAUGUGAUUUUUUUUUUUCAUUAGUUAACCGUUCUUUAUUUCAUGAGGGAAAAAAUACAUUAUUUUUUGUGACUAACUGAAGCUUGGUCCUUGUGGUAUUUUAUUCCCUACUCCAAACAGAGCUUUAAGGAUCUGUCUUAAACAUCUUCCAGAGGUUUCU
Messenger RNA from Gekko japonicus, 2638 nucleotides. It is a transcript of the gene PDIA4, whose product is annotated as protein disulfide isomerase family A member 4. Gene Ontology annotation, biological process: response to endoplasmic reticulum stress; protein folding. Gene Ontology annotation, cellular component: cell surface; endoplasmic reticulum; endoplasmic reticulum lumen. The record is from RefSeq and is a predicted model, not a curated record. The transcript is spliced from 10 exons. NCBI's taxonomy places the organism in Eukaryota, Metazoa, Chordata, Lepidosauria, Squamata, Gekkonidae. The coding region runs from base 394 to 2316 and encodes 640 amino acids. Gene Ontology annotation, molecular function: protein disulfide isomerase activity.